This is a messenger RNA of Penicillium taxi, 1026 nucleotides long. RefSeq names its product putative GTPase MTG1. The record is from RefSeq and is a predicted model, not a curated record. Gene Ontology annotation, molecular function: GTP binding; GTPase activity. Gene Ontology annotation, cellular component: mitochondrion. The coding region runs from base 1 to 1026 and encodes 341 amino acids. The transcript is spliced from 2 exons. Lineage: Eukaryota; Fungi; Ascomycota; Eurotiomycetes; Eurotiales; Aspergillaceae.
AUGGCAAGCUUUGUGCCGCGACAAGUAUUUCCCCACUAUGGAGCUAUUCCAAGGUCUUACUUUCUUGGACACCACGCGGCAGGAUUAAGCAAGAUGAAGAACAUGCUCACCUCGAUCGAUUAUGUUAUUGAAUGCCGCGACUAUCGGGCUCCAGUUACGUCAAUUAAUCCCUUGUUUGAAGAAGCAUUGGGUAAGAUCAGACGGCUGGUUGUUUAUACCAAGAGAGAUCUUGGGAGCAUUCCCCAAUCACGCGCACAGAGUCUAGUGAAAAACAAAGUUCGAAGCUUUGAUCCAGAUAGCACUGUCUUCUUCACCAACACUUCCUCUCGCGCAGACUUCAAUAAAAUCCUCAAGCAGCUCCGCAAUGACGCUCAGUCUCUUGAUAAGCUUGUUGGAUGCCGUAUAAUGGUGGUUGGAAUGCCCAAUGUGGGCAAAUCUACUCUCAUCAAUCAUCUUCGCAAUCAUGGUGUGGGAAAAGCAAAGGCCUUGAGGACUGGAGGCCAGCCGGGUAUCACACGGAAGAUCGGUAGCCCGGUGAAGAUCAUUGAACGCGAGGGUAACUCGCAUGUAUAUGUUUUGGACACUCCAGGGGUAUUCAUGCCUUUUGUGUCAGAUGCAGAAAAUAUGCUCAAGCUCGCGCUUUGUGGCUGUGUCAAGGAUGCUGUAAUUUCGCCCAUCACACUGGUCGACUACCUAUUAUAUAAGAUCAACUUGCAUGAUACGCAAGCGUAUCAACGCUGGUCUGAACCUACUAAUGAGGUGAUGCCCUUACUUGAAAAAUUUGCGCAAAAGACUGGGCUGCUUGGGAAGGGCGGGAUACCCAACAUUGAUGGUGCUGCUCUGAGCUUUAUACAGAAAUGGCGACAAGGAGACGUGGGUCGAUUCUUACUUGAUGAUCUUGAAGAGGAACAACGGCGGCGGGAUGAUCCUUUGCAGGUAUCACGUUUAAGCAUGACCCAGGCACUGAAGGUUGAGAGGAUAUCUCGCAAAAAGAAAUACGACGUCAAUAGCCCCAAUAUUGAAUAG